AAAGCAGUCGAACCAAUCAUUCGAUAAGAUGUGACUCGAAUAUCCAAGCUGUGUUAGAUGGCGUGGCACGUGGUAACAGCACCGAACAUGGUCCUUUUUGUUGGCAGCCAAACCAAACCAUCAAAAUCAUGUUACGAGCUGUCCUCCGUCAGAAAAAUCUAACAAAUGCUUCACGCUCCACAGUAAACCAAAGGAGUUUUGUUUCUACAGUUUUGCUCUCUCGAACUUGGGAAAAUGAGACCGUGGCUACUUUGCGUCAUGAAGCGAAAACCCGAGGUCUUUCGACCAAGGGUAACAAAUCUUCCAUCAUAAACCGCAUUCAGGAGUACGAAGAAUCUAGAACUGUUCCUUUUUCGCAGCCUACACCCGCCGCAUCUCGCAAUGCGUCUUCAUCUGCCACUCCACCGCAAGCUGCAUCCCCAGGAAUACCACCUGCAUCGCAGCCCGCGAGUGCAUCAGUGACACCCGACUAUUUGUCGGUCAGAUUGCCUGACCUCUCUCAAGAUGGGCCAUGCGCACCCGUUCAAACACCCUUCGUCCCCGAUUUUUGGGAUUCAUCCAGUCCGAAACCUGAGCCCAUAGAACCUUCUCACCCAAAAUUGCACGUCGUUUCGGGGUCUGCGACACAUCCUGAUGGUGGUCCCACCUACAAUCUUGAAAAGCCUCACGAGGAAGCGGUCGUUACGGAGGAAGUGGCCGCUAUUAAACCUGGAGUGGAUGCCGAACUUGCGGUUGAAUCUGGUGUCUUCCGUGACCUGGCUAAUGACCUGGGGCUGCCGCGGGCUUUCCGAGUUGGCGAGGCGGUCUCGAAUGUGGUUCAGGCUGUCAAGGAGAAAGGGCCGGAUGUGCACGCAAAGUCUAGGCCCCUCAAUAAUGAGCAAACCAGAGGAGUUUGGGUCCUGCUCGGUUUACUUGCAGGGUCAUGGAUCGUCGGAGGGUGGGUGAAUCGCGCGCGUUCUGUGCCUGAAGUGCACAGCACGGAGGAAGACAAGCACUAGGAUUUCUUAAUGGGUCGACGGUUGUGCGGACAUCAUCCCUGCAUGUGGCACUGUAGACGUCUAUCGCAACGUCGUACGUAGAGACUC
Molecule: messenger RNA, 1085 nt
Organism: Suillus clintonianus
Lineage: Eukaryota; Fungi; Basidiomycota; Agaricomycetes; Boletales; Suillaceae
Exons: 3
Coding region: 129-998 (289 amino acids)
Source: RefSeq, a predicted model, not a curated record